AGAAAAAUUAAAAUAUCCAACAAAGAUCAAGAAACAAGAAUCAAGACUCCUGGAAAAUCUUUUAAGGAUUUGGCCUAGAAUCCAAUUAAAUUAAAUUUUUUCAGUUAAGUUUAAAACAAAGUAAAUUAUCUCUUUUUUAAGUGUAACAAGAAAUUUUUGGUGAUAAGAAAGAGAAUAAAAACCCAAAUAAUAAAAAAACACCUAUUGGUGUGUGUCCACGGUCGUGGUUUGGCGAAAGAAAAUAAUUUACAUUCGAAGCACAAAAAUGUUUUCGAUUUUUGUUUGGACAACCAAUGGCUAUAUUUGAACAAAAACACGAACGAAAAAUCACCCUCGAUGACACCCAACAAAUAAAUUGCUUUAUAGAAACGGCCCAGACGGUGAAUGGACAUACGGAGUAUCUUCUGCGCCUGCAACGGGGACCAUUAAAAGAAAAUAGUUGGAAAAUCUUACGCCGCUACAAUGACUUCGCUGAGCUUAACAGACAUCUGCAACCUUCUGGUAUUGUAUUGCCGAUGCCCGGUAAGAAACUCAUUGGUAACAUGCGCCCCGAUUUCAUAGCUGAACGGCGUCAACAACUGCAAGAGUACAUUGAUACAGUCCUCAUGAAUCCAAUACUAGCAUCAUCGCUGCCGGCGAAGCGAUUCGUUGACCCGGACAGCUAUUCACAAUCAUUUCACGAUCAAGCAGUACAAAACGCAUCAUUAUGUCUUCGAACGGAAGGACAUUAUAUAUUGGGACAAACAAUGGGCGCAAUUGGAUGGCGUCUGAGAAAGCACUAUUUUAAAGUGACUCCUAAGCCACCUGAGAAAUCUAGCAGUAAGCAUUUGGUGAAGAGCGGAUCUCAAUCGCAUCAAGCAAAGCACUUUGCUUCAUCUAGUAAUGGAAGUGGAAGUCUAGACUCAGGCUUAUACGGACCCGGCGAAAUAGUACUAGAAUGGAUUGAAUUUGGUCCAGACAAAUACAUGGAUGACAAAGAGAUUCAUAGUGUUCUAAAAAGUUUUGUUAGUUUGCAACAUCAUUAUAUUGAUCCCAUAAUCUAUGCAGCGUCCAAUGAAAACGGCUGUGUUGUUGUAAGAAAAUUCCACAAGCAGGGUACUCUCAAAGACAUUCUUUGUAUGUCAACUCCGAAAAAUCCUUUUCUGAGCAAGUACGGAAACCCAAAGGGUCGAACUACGCUUUCAUUGAAACAAAUUGCUCUUUAUGGACGCCAAAUACUGGAAGCUUUGUCUUUUUUACAUUCUAAGGGAAUGCCUUAUGGACACCUUCAUUCUGGAAAUAUUGUUAUUGAAGACGAUUGCGUGAGGUUGUUGGAUAUUGAAAACUAUGUUUUGGGAGUCCCGGCAUUCUAUCGCCCAUUCUUUGUUCAGCAUAGCAAACUUCAUUCAGCUGAAAUUAUCGAUGUUUACUGCUUUGGACACGUGCUGUUCGAAAUGACUAUGGGUUAUCCACUACAAGAAUCUGUUGCUCGUCAAAUAAGUGAUUGCCCUGAAGAUUUAAAAAAUGUAUUAGAAUUAAUUUUGUCAAAAGAGGCUUGUCGAGCUGGUCUUCCGACAUUGGAUCAGCUUAUAGAGCAUCGAUUCUUUACUGAGCAUGUUCCUAGUCUACGAGAGCUUACAAGUCCGGUUGAUGGUCCCAAUAAACCACAUUUAAAAUUAUCCGUUAAUGCCAAAGAACAAAUUCGCAUUGCCACUCAAAAAUGUGAAAGUCGAUUAAGAGAUGAACAAAAAUCUGUAAAGAACCAAAAACGUCUGGUACGUGUUCAAGAGCUGAUGAGUUCAGAAGAAGAGCGCAAAAAGUCUAAGCAAAAGGCGAAAUUAGAACACAAACAAUCAAAACUCCGGCAGCAAAAUUCACUCCAAGCAAACAAUUGUAGAGCGCCAUCUUCUUCUAGUGGCGGCGGUGGGACCAGUGGAAAUGUUGGUGCUUUGUCUAUUCGAGUAUGUCCAUUCAAUAGAUCCGACAGUGUUUUGAGUGUUAAUGUAUCAAACGACACAGCUUCAACGCCCCCACCGUCUUCAGGAAAUAGCUCAUCUCCAUUGCCGGCACCACCGCCAUUACCACCAGCACCCCCCAUAGAACAAGACAAGAGUGUUACCAAUGCCAAUGAAGAUGGAGGUACUCGUUCGGUUUUAUUGGAGUCAAUUUCCAAGUUCAAUCGGGGAUCGUUGCGGAAAGUUCGAUCAAAUGAUUAAAAAUAAGUUUCUGUUUGAAUAAAAACACCAAAAUUUGGACCAAAAGUAGUUGAAAACAACUAACGAGUAAAGAUAUUUUUUUUAACCAAAAAAUUGAAACUGGAUGAUUGACAAUUCACAAAAUAAACUAAAACGACUGCAAUAUUAAACAUAAAAACAAAUUAUUUAUUAAAUCCAAUCUCAAUGCAGUAACUAAAUCAUUUGUUAUUAUAUUUUUAUUAUUUAUUUAAACUAAUCUCAAGGCAGUAACUAAUUCUUUUGUUAUUAUUUUUUUCGUAAAUAUUUUAACUUUUUGAGAUAAAAAUCUUUCUUUUUUUUAUUAUUUGCUCUACAAAAUUAUUUGAAAAAAAUACUCUAAGGCUUUAAGCUUAAACUAAUCAUAAAUAAAUACAUAUUAUAUAUUUACUGCACCAAAGUGAAGCUUAAGCUUCUUUGAGGAGGCAUUCCAACAUUUGAUUUCGAAUAGAAUUCGAUAUCAAUUUAACCAGGAUACCUUUAUAAUACUAUUCCAGUACAUAAUUAGAAAAACCAAUUAGAAAUAACGUCCUUAAAUGAGUAUAUGAAUUUUUAAAAAUAUGUUUACCAAUGGACAUGUCUAGCUUAUUUUAUUUACUGAGUUUCUUUCAUUUAAAAAUAACUCUUUCUUCUUAAAUACUUUUAAAAUUCAUUCAUCUAAUUCAUAUUUUUUUUUCUUUGUUUAAUACAAAAAUCCUCGCCUUAACUUUUAAUACAGCCAGCUGCAAUACGUUAAAACUUAUUUUUCAAUACAUUGGCAUAUUCUCUGAGCCAAAAAUAUUACUGUGAAUUUUAAAAGUCUAGAAAAUUAAAAUAUUUUUAGAGGAAAUUUAUGCAAGGCACUAUUUUUAUUAAAUUGUCCAGUUGUGUCUAUAAUGAGUUAUUAUGAACUAUAAAUAUUAAAGAAACAACAAAACUAUAGUUAAGAUGACUGUUAAAUGUGUACACUAGUAGCUAUAUAAAUGUAAGAACAAUUUUCUAUAUACAACAACCUUAAUGGAUAAUAUACAUUGUAAAAGUCAUGUCCAAAAAUUAUACAAAACUAAAACAUACAUAUAUAUUAUACUAUUCUCUCCCAUAUCGUAUUUACAUAACUACUAUACAACUUACUUUUUCCACAGCAUUAAAACAUAAGUCGUAAGGUUCCAAUGAAUGUAAAAUCUUAGAAAGAAUAUUUAAUUCUACAGGAUGUCUUGUCUAUAUUGUUAUUAUAAAAUUAAACAAUUAUCGAUGGUGUCUAAUAAAACAUCAAUAUCUGCUAAUUUAAUGUAUUUUGGUGGUGUGUGUGCAAAAGUGGUAAGCUGUCGUGCGUUGUCGCCAGAAAAAAAGAGCGCAUAUCUAAUUUAAGAUAAAUUUGAUAGAUCCGUUAUAAGUUGGCAUUCGCUUACAGAACAAAGUUGUGAUAUUUUACUAUCCCCAUAAGUAUCAGUAGUUCUUUUAGAAGAUGAACUAGCGGAGUUAUUUAUUAAUAAAUAGCCUUAAACUCGUUAUACAAUUUGUGUGGUUUUCGUGAUAUUGAUCCAUUUACAAUUAGAACUAAGCACGUAGGUGAGAAUAUAAGGCGCAAGUUUUAAUUCUUUCAAAUUUAAGACCUUAAGGCAAAAUUUUAAGUGUGAUUUUAAAAUUAAACCUCAGUUGACUCCCCAAAUAAUGGAUUUACUAGACAAAAUAUCUUUUGCAUUAAUUACGGCUGAGAGACUAAGCCAAAAAAGCCAAAUUGGUAAUUCUUUAACCAAAUCUCAAGCUUAUGACUGAGUAUCAUUUAUAGCUUAAAAAAUUGUUCAUAUAAAAAGAUGUUCGGUAUUUUCUUAUGAUCGUUUGGAGGAUAGGUCUUUCAAUAAAAUAAAUUAUGUACGUAAAAUUUCGGUCUUAUUAAAAAACAACAUUUAACUUUUCAAAUUAAACUGAGUAUUUAUUAGAUUUGGGUGAUAACAUCUUCUUUCGUGUGUCUCAAAUAUAUUGAAAAUAAAAAUUUUAUCUGACGAGUUUCACGCAUAUUGUUAAAAAAAAGUACAUAAAGUAAACACCACUUUUGCAUACACAUACUCAAUAAUACAUCUUAAUAAUAAAACAUCAUAAAUAUCAAAUUAUAAUAAACGUUCAUUCAUAUAUUUGCAUGUCAAAUAUUCAGAUGUUGUGUUAGCACAAAAAUAAUCUUAUAGAAACUAUCUUGUUUUUUUUUUUUUUAAUAUGUUUGCAAUAAUUUUUACAAAGUUAAUAAAACUGUUACGUAAAUGUG
Messenger RNA from Eupeodes corollae, 4449 nucleotides. Its product is annotated as PX domain-containing protein kinase-like protein. Lineage: Eukaryota; Metazoa; Arthropoda; Insecta; Diptera; Syrphidae. Gene Ontology annotation, molecular function: ATP binding; protein kinase activity; phosphatidylinositol binding. Gene Ontology annotation, cellular component: extrinsic component of endosome membrane; early endosome; late endosome. The record is from RefSeq and is a predicted model, not a curated record. The transcript is spliced from 9 exons. Gene Ontology annotation, biological process: endosome to lysosome transport; protein targeting to lysosome; protein phosphorylation. Bases 294 to 2195 code for a protein of 633 amino acids.